Molecule: messenger RNA, 367 nt
Organism: Plasmopara halstedii
Lineage: Eukaryota; Oomycota; Peronosporomycetes; Peronosporales; Peronosporaceae
Exons: 1
Source: RefSeq, a predicted model, not a curated record
AUGGCUCGGGGUAAGGUGUGGUGGCAGUAUUUCCUACGUCAAUUCUUCUUUUCAAAUGCUCCGUUAGAAGUGUUUCUUCGUGUUUACAAAAAACAUCGAAAUGUUUCAGCCGCAAGCAGCAAUUUGGUUGAUAUGAAUGAUCAAGAAGCGAAUGAUGAUGUGAACGGUGAUAAUGUAAAAGAUGAUGCAAGAGAAAUGAAUGCCGUUGAUAACAAUAAACAGACUGCAAUACAUAAAAGUAAAGAAUCAUCAAAGCAAACAUUAGCGGUGACGAUUUUGGCCGAAAAUAAAAAGUGGGAAUGGGUUCCGCAAUUUUUGGCUCCUACUUUAAUGAAGGAAUUGUGUUUUCGUGGGCGCUACGCCGAGG